Molecule: messenger RNA, 1191 nt
Organism: Venustampulla echinocandica
Lineage: Eukaryota; Fungi; Ascomycota; Leotiomycetes; Helotiales; Pleuroascaceae
Exons: 4
Coding region: 1-1191 (396 amino acids)
Molecular function (GO): oxidoreductase activity, acting on paired donors, with incorporation or reduction of molecular oxygen; heme binding; monooxygenase activity
Source: RefSeq, a predicted model, not a curated record
AUGGGUAGCGGAUUCCAUAAAGGAAAAUUCUAUUCUGAUCUACUAUUGAAGGGAACGCUGGUGUGUAUCAGUUCGAAUAAGGAACAUGCUAUGCGUCGAAAAGCUUUUCCCCAGGCUUUUACGCAAAAGAAUCUGCUGGAGUGGGAGUCCAUGAUCAAGCGUGCUGUUACGGUAUCAAUUGAGAAGAUGAGAGAGGCGGGCGCGGAAGGAAAGGAGGUGGAUAUUCUGGCAGGGUUUACGAGUAUGGCUUCGGGUAUUAUUGGGGAGUUCUGUUUUGGAGAGUCAUUCAAGAGCGGAGAAGAAGAAAUACACCAAAUUGGAGAAAAUCCUAACCACGAUGCAGUAAUCAAAGGUAUACAGUCUGAACUUUUAAUUCCCGGGGGCGAAACACUGCGCAAUGUCCCCUCCUACCUCCAAGUCCUCCCUCUACCCAUUCUACGUUUGGUACUCAGCUCCUGGUCGGCGUUAAAAACUCCCGGAAAACAGCAAGCACUCAAGCGGGAUAAUUUAAUUCAAUCGACGAAGCACAAAACGCUCCUUACCAAAGCACUAGCCGAGAAUGAGGAAAGUCUCGGUCUCUCUGACGAAGUCAUUGUUAGAGAGGCAAAAGCGUUUAUCAUCGCCGGCACAGAUACCACGGCUGUGACCGCAACAUAUUUAGUGUGGGCGGUACUAAAUCACCCAGAGGUGAAGGCGAAGUUGCAGAGAGAGGUGGAUUCGUUACCCCUUGAUUUUUCCGUCGCAGAGGUCCAGAGUUUACCUUAUUUGCAGCUUGUUAUCACCGAGAUGCUGAGGAUGUACGGUUCUGCUUCUGGGUCUCUGCCUAGGGCCACUCCGGCGGGUGGGAAGCAGAUAGGAGAAUGGUUUGUACCUGAGGGGACGGAGGUUUCCACCCAGGCAUAUACUUUACAUCAUAACCCGGAUAUUUUUGAGGAUCCGUAUCUAUUUAGGCCUGAGAGGUGGGAGAAGCGCACCCCACAGAUGAAAGAAGCAUAUAUGCCAUUUGCCAUCGGAGCUCGAGGAUGUAUUGGCCAGAAUCUUGCCCAAAUUGAGCUGGCUCUGUCAAUCACAGCUUUUCUCCGCAAGUGCCCUAAUGCGCGGGUUGCAUCGUCAAUGACAGAUUUCGACAUGGAGAUUGAGGAUAAUUUUGUCAUGAGCCCCAAGGGACAUAAAUGCAUGGUUAUUUUAUAG